AUGUUUGGAGCUUCAUCUUUAGCAACAGGCCUUCCUGAUCGCCAGGACGAGGAGAAGCUGGUUUUCAGCCAGCCGCGAGCACGUGGUCAGCGCUACCCGCUCUACAGCCGGACGUGGAACAGAAGCAGGGAGGACUUGGAGACUGCCGUGAUGCAGCUCUAUGGUUUGGACAGCAGGACAAAUCACGCCCUUAUUCUCCCUUCUGGCAUGGGGGCCAUUGGGGCGUUGAUUUCCUCUGUUGCUGCUGGCCUGGCUGGCGAAACCUGGACCCUGGUCCAUGGGGACGAGCUGUACUGCGAGGCAGGCAAACGGAGAGUGCCAAGGUUGGAGGGCUUGAACACAUUCUUGAGUCUGCCUGCCACGCGGGUCUACCGUGCAAGUCCUUCCUGA
Molecule: messenger RNA, 390 nt
Organism: Symbiodinium sp. CCMP2456
Lineage: Eukaryota; Dinophyceae; Suessiales; Symbiodiniaceae
Source: the annotation of a GenBank genome assembly